Gavia stellata (red-throated loon) is the source of this 9807-nucleotide messenger RNA. RefSeq names its product WNK lysine deficient protein kinase 1 (gene WNK1). Gene Ontology annotation, molecular function: protein serine/threonine kinase activity; ATP binding; potassium channel inhibitor activity. Gene Ontology annotation, cellular component: cytosol; cytoplasm. Bases 1 to 7188 code for a protein of 2395 amino acids. The transcript has 28 exons. The record is from RefSeq and is a predicted model, not a curated record. NCBI's taxonomy places the organism in Eukaryota, Metazoa, Chordata, Aves, Gaviiformes, Gaviidae. Gene Ontology annotation, biological process: protein phosphorylation; positive regulation of potassium ion import across plasma membrane; monoatomic ion homeostasis.
AUGUCGGGGGGCGCCGCAGACAGCGGCACCCCGGCCCCUCGCUUCCUGGCUCCCCCACCGCCGCCGCCCAAGAACGGUUCCAGCUCGGACAGCUCCAUCGGCGAGAAGCUGGGAGCCGCCGACCACGGAGCCUCCGGAGCCGGUGGAGCAAGCGGUGUAGCAGGGAGUGGAGGCCGUAGUGAGGAGUACCGGCGCCGCCGCCACACCAUGGACAAGGACAGCCGAGGGGCGGCAGCCACCGAGCACCGCUUCUUCCGCCGUAGCGUGAUCUGCGACUCCAACGCUACGGCCUUGGAGCUACCCAGUUUGCAGCCCGCAGCGCCCUCGGCCCCUGUCUCGGGAGGCAGUGCCGCUCCCUUGGUCUCUCCUCCCGAGUGUGCCAGCCGAACUUCUUGCAUCGCUGUCAGCGCCGCCCAGGCUCCCUCGCUGCUGCAGCAGCCGCCGCCACCUGCCCCGCUUCCCGUCGAAGGACAGUCUGCUCAGGAGCCCCCUGCCGCGAAGGAUGCCGCCCCGCUGCUGCGCAAGGAGGAGGAGGACGAGGCAACCGCGCUACCCCCCACCAGUGCCGCUGGCAGCGCGUCAGCUGCCAGCCGGGAAUUUGAGGAGCGGAGGACACAGCAGGAAGACAUUGAAGAGCUUGAGACCAAGGCAGUGGGCAUCUCCCCAGAUGGCCGCUUCCUGAAGUUUGACAUCGAGAUUGGAAGAGGCUCUUUCAAAACCGUGUAUAAAGGACUGGAUACGGAUACCACUGUGGAAGUUGCCUGGUGCGAGCUGCAGGAUCGGAAGCUGUCCAAGUCAGAGCGACAAAGAUUUAAAGAGGAAGCUGGGAUGCUGAAAGGGCUUCAGCAUCCCAAUAUUGUCAGGUUCUAUGAUUCCUGGGAGUCUACAGUCAAAGGAAAAAAGUGUAUUGUUCUUGUGACGGAACUCAUGACAUCUGGAACAUUGAAAACGUAUUUGAAAAGAUUUAAAGUGAUGAAAAUUAAAGUACUGCGAAGCUGGUGCCGUCAGAUACUGAAAGGCUUACAAUUUCUACACACGCGCACUCCUCCGAUUAUUCAUAGAGACUUAAAAUGUGACAACAUCUUCAUUACUGGCCCCACUGGAUCAGUCAAGAUCGGAGACCUCGGUCUGGCAACCCUGAAACGAGCUUCUUUUGCCAAAAGUGUGAUAGGUACCCCAGAGUUCAUGGCCCCCGAGAUGUAUGAGGAGAAAUAUGAUGAAUCCGUUGAUGUAUAUGCUUUUGGGAUGUGUAUGCUAGAGAUGGCCACGUCUGAGUAUCCUUAUUCCGAGUGCCAAAAUGCUGCGCAGAUCUACCGUCGAGUGACCAGUGGUGUCAAGCCAGCCAGCUUCGAUAAAGUAGCAAUCCCUGAAGUGAAGGAGAUUAUUGAGGGAUGCAUUCGGCAAAACAAAGGCGAAAGAUAUGCUAUUAAGGACCUUUUGAAUCAUGCUUUCUUCCAAGAAGAGACUGGAGUACGGGUAGAACUAGCAGAGGAAGAUGAUGGAGAAAAAAUUGCUAUUAAACUCUGGCUGCGAAUUGAAGACAUCAAAAAACUCAAGGGCAAAUAUAAAGAUAAUGAGGCAAUAGAGUUUUCCUUUGACUUGGAGAGAGAUGUCCCAGAGGAUGUAGCACAAGAAAUGGUGGAAUCUGGCUAUGUCUGUGAAGGGGAUCACAAGACAAUGGCGAAAGCUAUCAAGGACAGGGUAUCUUUGAUUAAGCGAAAGCGAGAGCAGCGUCAGUUGGUGCGAGAAGAACAGGAGAAGAAGCUUCAGGAAGAAGGUAGUCAGAAGCAGCAGCUGGAGCAACAGCAACCAUCAAGUGCUUCCCAUGCAGGGUCAAAGCAUCCCCUAUCUGUCACUGGUACUGCUCCUGUCCCCACUACUUCAGCAUCAGUUUCUACACAAGUGGAGCCUGAAGAACCAGAAGCUGAUCAACACCAACAACUGCAGUUCCAGCAACCCAGUAUAUCUAUUCUUUCUGAUGGGACAGUUGACAGUGGCCAGGGGUCAUCUGUUUACACGGAAUCAUGUGUGAGCAGUCAACAGACUGUGUCGUAUGGUUCCCAGCAUGACCAGUCAAUCUCAACAGCUGCAGUCCAGGGAUAUGCAGCUUCAGUUGGCCAAGUGCAGUCACAGCAGCACGGAGGAUAUCAGCCACCUGCAGCGACACAGGUGCAAGGCCAGUCAGCCUCAAGCAGUGCAUUGGUGCCAUCCCAGCCUUCCCAACACACUCAGCAGAAUGCACAGCAGCCAGCCUCUUCCCAACAACCUGGACAGUACCAGCUGCAGCAGCCAUCAGUUUCUGCUGGCGUCACUCCCACACAAACUGUCUCUCAAACUCAAACUUCACAGAUUAUGCCAAUGCCUCAGGCAGCAGCUGGGUCACAGCUUCCUGUUUCCCAACCAGUGUCGAUCAUCCAAGGCGAGCCUCAAUUACCUGUUGCAGCACCUUCUCUCCCUCAGCCUUCAGUUGCCCCAUCAGUCCCCAUUGGCUCUCAUUUUCUACCCAUGGGACAGCCCUUGCCAACUUCUAUGGUUCCCCAGUUCUCAGUCUCUCAGUUGCCCGUAGCAGCUCCUCAUGUGUCAGUGGCUCAGCCAGGUUUCCAGUCACUGCCCAUUUCAAUGGCAGCUGGCAUGAAUCAGCCAUUGCUCACACUGGCAACGUCUGCUGCGGCAACCGCCGUCCCUGUAGGAUCAACUGUUGUCCCUAGCCAGCUUCCCUCACUGAUGCAGCCUGUGGCUCAGUUGCCCAGCCAGGUUCUCCCGCAGCUCCUGCAGCCAGCUGUCCAGUCCGUGGGAUUGCCAGUCAGCAUUGGACAAGCUGCUGAAACUUCACUUCCUGCUGGAGAUGCUCUUUACCAGGGCUUCCCAUCUCGGCUGCCGCCUCAAUACCCAGGCGACUCGAAUGUUGCACCUUCCUCUUCUGUGGCCUCUGUUAGCAUUCCUUCUGCUGUACUGUCCCCUCCCUUACCCACAGAUGCAAUGGCUCAGCCGGGCUAUCUUGCUCCUGUUGUGCAGCCAUAUGUGGAGCAGAACGUUUUAGUUCCCAUGGGCAGCCUAGGAGGACAGGUUCAAGUGCCCCAGCCUACAGUGAGUUUAGCACAACAGGCCGCAUCUGCCUCCUCGCAGCAGGCAAUUUUGGAGGGUACUCAGGGAGUCUCACAGACUGCUCCUUCAGAGACUCUUCCAGCAACACAGCCUGCUCAGUCUACCCCUUUGGCUUCCUCUAUGGAUAGUGCGCAUUCUGAUGUUGCUUCGGGAUUGAGUGAUGGCAACGAAAAUGUUCCAACUUCUAGCGGAAGGCAUGAAGGGAGGACUACUAAACGUCAUAUGCGGAGGUCUGUCCGCAGUCGCUCUCGCCAUGAGAAGACAGCUAGGCCGAAACUGAGAAUUCUGAAUGUUUCAAAUAAAGGUGAUCGGGUAGUGGAAUGCCAGCUAGAGACACACAAUCGGAAAAUGGUUACUUUCAAAUUUGAUUUGGAUGGUGACAACCCUGAGGAAAUAGCUUCAAUUAUGGUGCAGAAUGAGUUUAUUUUAGCAACUGAGAGAGACUCGUUUGUAGAACAGGUACGAGAGAUUAUUGAGAAAGCAGAUGAAAUGCUAAGCGAGGAUGUAAGUGUGGAGCCAGAAGGCGAUCAGGGUUUGGAGAGUAUGCGGACAAAAGAUGAUGGCUUCUUUCCAGGGUCUCAGAAAUUAGAGUUCAAACAGCCAGAUCCUACAUCUUCCAUGCCACAAAGAAUAGGGGUUCCUCCUAGCUCCUUUACCCAGGUUGUCCAUUCUGCAGGAAGACGGUUUAUUGUCAGCCCUGUCCCUGAGAGUCGGUUAAAAGAACAGGGCUUUUUCACAUCUGCCGUUCCUGGAGGAAAAGAAACUUCGGAUAUGGUUGCUGCAUCUCCACUACAUGGUCCUGGAAUGAAUCUCUCCCACUCGGCAUCAUCACUGAGCCUGCAGCAAGCUUUCUCUGAGAUGGGGCAUGCUCAAAUGACAGAAGGACCUAGUACAGCUCCUCCAGUGUUCAAUCAAACAAUACCGCCAUUUCCACCUGCACUUUCUACCCUAGCAGGCAGUGGUGCACCUCCUGCAUCUGUGGCUGCUUCUUCAAUAUCUGUUCCCUCCAGCACAGGUGUUACUCUUCCAGGAUCUGUUACUUUGCUUUCAGAAAGUGCAGCUGUUGGAGUUGCACCAAGUGCAAGUGUGCCAAGCUCUAUUUCUUCGCCUCCAGCCUCACAAUCUGGACAGCAAUCGACUGGUGUCGCAUCCAGUGUGAGCGCCCCUGCUUCUUUCUCCUUGCCUACCACAUCACAGCCUGCUCAACCAGUAACUGGAGACAUUGCCCCCAGUAUCAGCACACCGUCUUCGUUGGCACUGCCAUCUACCCAGGUUCCUGGUGUCACUGGUCUUGGUGUUGUUGCACCAGCUGUGACCUCUCAGUCUGCUCCUCAGAUUGUAAGUAGUAUGGCAGCACCACAGACAUCUGUUGCCCUGUCUCUGGCUCAGAAUGUGGCUUUGCAGCUUCCUCAGCUUAGUAGCAGUGGCUCUGUCUCCAGUCUGGCAGAAACAACAGUUGUAAGUGCUCCACAGUCACUAUCUGAGAGUGGGCAGUCUAUGGAUAAAUCACAGCUCUGCAAUGCAGCUGGCUUAUCUCUUCCAAUCUCUGCACCUUUAUCAUCCUCAGUAGCAACAAGCAUAUGUGGUUCAGUCACUCAGCCAGUGAUACAUCCCUUACUUGUCCCAUCAGGAGUUACAUCAACACCUGUCCUACCCCAAAUUCCAGGUGCAACGCCCAUGUUGCCCCAGGUUCCCUUACCUGGUGUCUUACCACAACCAGUCACCAACUUGCCUGCAGUACAGCAAACUUUGAUACACAGCCAGCCUCAACCAGCUCCGUUACCCAAUCAGCCUCAUAUUCACUGUCUGGAGGCUGAUGCUGAUGCUCAGUCUAAAGCUCCUGGUAUUGAUGAUAUAAAGACCCUGGAAGAAAAGCUACGGUCUCUCUUCAGUGAACAUAGUAAUGUGGGAACAGCACAUCCAUCAGUAUCUCUGGAGACGUCGUUGGUAAUGGAAACUACAGUUAUUCCUGGGAUACCAACCACUGUUGUUGCACCAACUAAACCCCUGACAUCUAUUAGCACUUGUAUACCUCCGAGCAGUUUGCCUCUUGGACCAACUGGCCUGCCAGUGCUGACGCCAGUUGCCACUCCUGGACAAGUGAUCACCCCAGUCAACUAUAUUUCGGCAUCGAGCAGCAUUGCAACAGCAGUCGUGAAACCAGGGACCUCUCCUUCAAAGCCCCCUCUUAGCAGGGUACCGGUGCUACCAGUAGGUUCUGAACUUCCGGCUGGCACUCCAUCCAGUGAGCCGCUGCCACCUUUUCCAGGACCUUCACUAACUCAGUCCCAACAGCCACUGGAAGAUCUGGAUGCUAAGCUGAGAAGAACCCUUAGUCCAGAGACCGUUCCAGUGACAUCUGCUCCUGCCUGUUCUGUGCCCUCAGUAGCAUCUACAACGGUUACCGGGCUGGUGUCCACAGCAACACAGUCUCUGAAGGAUGCUUCAGCAUCAUGUGGUGGAGAGGGCAGUGCUAUGGCUACCACAGCAGGAGCCGGGGUUCUUAAAAUGGGACGAUUUCAGGUAUCUGUGGCAGUGGAUGAUGUGCUAAAAGAGGGUGACAAACCUGAAACUAAGCCGGUGCAAUUUGAAACCACCUCCACUGAUUCUUCAUCUCUUUCUGGCAGUAGCCCAGAGAGUACACUGGUAAAGCAGGCUGGCAGUCGGAAAAGUGAGGCUGUCGCUGACUCUUGCUUGGAUGUGGUAGAUGGCAUUCCUCAGACAGUCCCUGUGCUGCAAUUACCGGUAGAUGUUGGUCAGCCUACUAAGGUUGGGCGCUUUCAGGUAACAACAACAACGGAUCAAGUGGGGCGCUUUUCAGUGUCAAAGACUCAGGAUGAGGUCAGCUGUGCAGAGAAAGAGCGAAUGACUCUUCCUCUCUCUGUGGACUUGGAACAAGUUGCUUCUUCAGCUGCAGCUCCGAAGAAAGAGUUGGAAUCAAGGCAGUCCCCACACAUGAACGGUCCGUCCUCUGAACUGGAGGCCGCCUUCUUAAGCGGGAUGGCUAAGGAUUUGGAUGAUGGCUCGGGGAGCCCAGACUCCCUCCAGCCCCUGGGGUCGAAGAUCAGCCUCCCCGUUCAGAGCCUUAGCAAUUCAUUCAAUUCUUCCUACAUGAGCAGUGACAAUGAGUCGGAUAUUGAAGAUGAAGACUUGAAAUUGGAACUCCGUCGGUUACGGGAGAAGCACCUUAAAGAGAUCCAGGAGCUGCAGAGUCGCCAGAAGCAGGAGAUUGAGUCACUAUACAUGAAAUUGGGAAAGGCCCCACCUGCAGUAAUUAUUCCCCCAGCUGCACCCCUUUCAGGAAGGAGGAGACGACCUACUAAAGGAAAAAGCAGCAAGUCCAGUCGUAGCAGCUCCCAGGGAAAUAAGAGCCCUCAGCUAUCAGGUAAUCUGUCAGCUCAAAGUGCACCAUCAGUCUUGCCCCCACAGCAGACUCUUCAUCCUCCUGGUAGUGUGCCAGAGACUGGACAGAACCAUUUGUUACAGCCCCUCAAACCUUCACCUUCUAGCGAAAAUCUCUACUCUGCCUUUACCAGUGAUGGUGCCCUUUCGGUACCAAGCCUUUCGGCACCAGGCCAAGGGACCAGCAGCACUAACACAGUCGGGGCUACAGUGAACAGCCAAGCACCCCAGUCUCAGCCUACUGCUAUUGCCUCAAGCCGGAAAGGGACUUUCACAGAUGACCUGCACAAGCUGGUAGAUAACUGGGCCCGAGAUGCCAUGAACCUGUCUGGCAAGAAAGUUGGCAAAGGGCAUAGCAACUAUGAGGGCCCUGGAAUGGCAAGAAAAUUCUCAGCACCAGGUCAGCUCUGUAUCUCUAUGACAUCUUCCCUGGGUGCCACGCCCAUCUCUGCAGCAUCAGCUACCUCUUUAGGUCCCUUCACAAAGGCUAUGUGCCCUCCGCAGCAGUACGGUUACCCAGCAGCGUCUUUUGCCGCUCCGUGGAGUGGGACGGGUGGUCCAGCGCAGCCAUCGCUCGGCCAGUUCCAGCCCGUAGGUGCCGCAUCUUUGCAAAGCUUCAACAUCAGCAAUUUGCAAAAAUCGAUCAGCAACCCUCCAGGCUCCAACCUGCGGACCACUUAGCUGUGCUCAGAGACCGUGCUGGCUAGACUUCGGGACAGGACGUGGGGAGGGAGAUGGGGCCCUGUAUCAACUACUAGUGCUGCAAUGAACUGGUAGCUUGCCAGACUGGGAAUGAAUUUCUCUUUCCAACCAUUGCUGUCAACUCUCUGUAAAGGGAGUUUCCCCACACGCUUUCAAGGGGGAGGAGGAUGAUCAGCAUCCUUAUGAUGGGACAGUGCUUUUGACCAAGGGUUUCUGCUCUUGUUUGGAGCAAGAGCUGUGAAGGGAAGUUGCAGGGUCAGUUAAUGCAAUCUUGCUGUAAAAUUUCUCUCUGGUUUGAGGCUGAGUCUACAUGUGUUGAGGUGGGAGAGCUGAAUCUUAGCAUGAGGCUUUAGCAUGCUUCUCAUCUCUCACUGAAGAACCAAGACCAGGAGAAAAGCUGUCCAAAUCCCCCUCCUCUCCCUCUCCCCAGUCAAUCGUAUCUGGCUCUGAAAUGAUGGGGCACACGAAUGGACUUGCAGUGCAGCCCAUGCUUGAUAGGUCAUUACUGCUUUAAGUAAGAUAUUAACAGCUUUGACUGCAGCAUUAGAGCAAUUUAAAUUGUUUAAAAAUUUUUAAAAGUUCCCUGCGGACAUGUACUUACCAUCAGUUUUGAUGUGGAAACACUGUGAUAUAUAAAUGUUGUUGGACAACAGUAGUUUAAAAAUGAGUGGAAUAUAGAGGGUUAAAAAAGUUAAAAAGAAAAAAUGGGAAAAAAAAGCUAGCUAUAUCCUUAUACUUAUUGGAGACACUUUAACUUUUUCCUUUGUAUUUUCAUUGUAUUAGAUAAAUAAAUGUGAAUGUAAAAUUGUAUAAAUUAAUGUACUUGAAUACUUGUCUGUUCUCCCAGUACGCUUGCUGGAUAUUUUAGUGCCUUGGACUUCUAUUGCUUCUGCAGUUAGCAUCGUCUUCCCAGCAGACCCCCAGGUGGACAGAGGGCGAGGUCAGAGAAGGAUGGAUCAUUUGUACCUAGCGACUGGGACAUUUGAGUUUAUUUAGUGAUACCGUUACUGUUUAGAGUAGGUGUAUGGAGGGGGAGGUCACUGAGGCAGCGGGUUGGAACAGUGUUUUGUGUGUUGGGGAAACUUGUCCAGGUGGGCAGAUUCGAAGUUGCUGGUGUGACAGGGGCCAGGUGGGGGUGGGACGGAGGGCUGUGCGUGAAGCUAAAACGAGACUAACCAAUAUUGUCUACGGAGGCAGGAGGUCUGGAUCAGAAAUGGAGAGAGGAUGGGGAGAAUGUGUGUCUUUGGGAAAGGCCCAACUGAAGAUGCAGUUUGACUCCACCUGCAAAGUGGUAAAGAUGUUUGGUCAGGAUGUGACUUGAGGGAGAGGCGCCAUUGCUCGUUGGCAUGGGCUUGUCUGCUGGGAUUGCUUUUCUUACCUUUUUUUGGUAAAAUCCAUUUAAGCCAGGAAUAGAUUGUCCUGGUGCAACGUCCAUUGCCGGCAAUGGAUGUACUUGAAACAGCCGGCAUCAAGAAGUUUCCUCUGUCUUAUUUGGAGGAUUUACAGUUUUGUUCACUCUUAACAAGUUUCAAGCUGGUACCAAGACUGUAACGAUCUGUCACCUCUUAGUAACUGUACUGUACCUUCUGCUUUGGUCAUUCUCCAUUUUCAUAUUUAAAAAAUACUGGUUUUCUCUUCAAAGUAAAAAUAAUACCAGCCAGUAUUUAUGUAGUGCUGCGAAAAGCUGUGAAGGAUGAGGGGACAGCUUCCUGGUACUUGGGAGUAGCUCACAGGUAUCCUGGAAGCUGGUGUACCACAGACAUGUUACUGGCCUGAGUUUUUUUUCUGGGAGCGCUAUUCCCCUGUGGAGCCUUAAUAGGGAGUUUUCCUGUCUGCAGCUGUUCUCGCUCUUAUUUUCACAAAGAAAUGUGCAAGAUCUGUUCCUUUCCUGUCACUUUUUUUUUUACAGCAGUUUUGGCAGCAAGGGCAGGUACAGGCUGGUGAUGAACGAACGCCUGAGGGUGAAAGCUAGUGGCGAGGUGGCUGGGCUCAGAGUUCCUUAGAUUUGGGGGUUCUUUCUUUGUAACUGAAGUGCAGACUAGAGCUACAGAAUGAGAGGAGGCUCAUGGUGUGUGUGUGGUGGAAGGCGGGGAGAAAGCAGGGGUCUCUGCGGCUGAAGUGAACUGGAGAACCUCUGCUCUUCCAUCUGAAUGGAUGCAGAGGAGUUUCCUGGACACAGCCAGUGUGAGGGGAGAGGCGUGCUCUGGAAACGAGCAGUGACAAACCUGGGGCAGUAAUGAAACAAGGGGAAUAUUCAUGACAGGGGAACUAAUCAGCUGGAUGCAGCAUGUGGUUAUUUAAUUUUGAUCUAAUAAGUUUGAGGUCGUUUUUUCACUUAAUGUUAUGCAAGAACUGGUUUUAUUUACCAUUGAUUUCCCCCCCUCCUGUGGAUGAAUACCUGAAGUCUAGAGGAAUAAACUAAUGCUACUGAACUGUUAAAUUAUUUUGUUUAAUAUUACACUUUGAGUAUCUUUUUCCACAUAAAAUCUGUUUCUGAAUUACAAGCGUUUUCUUUACAUUAUUUAACAAUGUACACUGUAAAAAAUAAAAAUAAAAAAAAUAAAAUGAAUUGAAACUUUGGGCUUCCCUGGCCGUAGU